UUAGAUAGAUCGUGGAAGGUGACACAAGACCUGUAUUUUUUAAAUUAUUUAUUUUAUUUGCAGAUUUGAUCCACUACCUUGCAUUAAUCAUGCCACCAUCAAAUGCAAAAAAGAAGAAACGGACAACCUUGCCAUAUCGAUUGCGUGUUCAAUUUCAAAAUCAUGAGAGUGCCGUUACAAGCUCCGCCCCUUCAGUAAAGAAAAAGACGCAGAACUGGAGAGAUAAUCUGGCCAAAAACAAUCCAAAAAAACAUGCACUAAUCAAGGAAGAUGCAAAGUUGUACAGCAGGUAUUAUAGGCUACAAACUGCAACAGCUGAAUUGACACUCAAGAACAGAAAUUUAACAGUUACAGAAAGAGAAGAAGCUGAAUUGUGGCUUAAAAGAAAAGAACGUAAUAAUGAAACAGCCAGGAUUCGCAUGCGUCGCAUGAAUGAAAGAAAGAAAGCAGAAGCUAACAAGAAAGGAAAAACAAAGAAAACACAAACACGACAACAACAUGAAAAGUCCAAGAAGAAAGAAGCCGAAAAGAAACGACAGCAACGAGCAGGAUACUCAGCUGAACGUAAAGCAGCAGUAUUAGCCAGACGCAGAGAGGUGUAUGCCCUCAAAACCCAGAAGAAAAAGAUGGAGGUAUAUGAAGAACGCGAAAAGAUAUUAAAGGAAAAAGAAGAAGAAUUGGCAGAAAAAGAAAGACAA
Anneissia japonica is the source of this 698-nucleotide messenger RNA. RefSeq names its product stress response protein NST1-like. The record is from RefSeq and is a predicted model, not a curated record. Lineage: Eukaryota; Metazoa; Echinodermata; Crinoidea; Comatulida; Comatulidae. The transcript has a single exon. The annotation marks the transcript as partial.